Messenger RNA from Perkinsus marinus ATCC 50983, 211 nucleotides. RefSeq lists its product as hypothetical. The record is from RefSeq and is a predicted model, not a curated record. The transcript has 2 exons. Gene Ontology annotation, molecular function: ATPase-coupled intramembrane lipid carrier activity. Gene Ontology annotation, cellular component: plasma membrane. The annotation marks the transcript as partial. NCBI's taxonomy places the organism in Eukaryota, Perkinsozoa, Perkinsida, Perkinsidae. Gene Ontology annotation, biological process: phospholipid translocation.
AUUACCUCGACGAAGUACCGCCUACUGACAUUUGUCCCACUCAGCCUAUGGGAGCAAUUCCAACGCGUUGCAAACUUAUGGUUCCUCCUUGUCAGUAUCUGCCAGAUGCUCCCCUCCGACUUGAGUCCGACUUCCGAGUGGGCCACCAUUGCGCCUCUGGUAUUCGUCCUCAGUUUGACGAUGAUCAAAGAUGCGAUAGAGGACUAUCGCC